UAAAAUAUUUUGUGUAGAUGGCACUGGCUGUGCUUAAAUUACAGAAAAUUUUGACAGCGUUUCUAACCUAUCUUUUACGAAUAAUAUAAACACAUUGUGCUUCAUUGGGUAAAGAUUCUUUUAAGAACGUUUUUUAAUAAUGGAAAAUGUAGAAUUGUCUGUAAACUUACAUAAGUUCGACAAAAACUUGCUCAAGAACGUCACGAGAUCUAGUAUCGGUGAUCAUGCUUGUUGUUUUAUGACUGAAAGGAACGAGCUCUGUGUUGCUGACAACUUUAAGGAUAUAAAAAUUAUUGAACUAGCAGAAUAUUUGAAUGACAAUAUUGUACAAGUGAAAUAUCUCAGUUUUUGGCACUGUGUUUUCGUAGGAACAGAAAACAGCUUUAUUAUAACUGAUUUAAAAACUAGUAAAACUGUUAAUCUCCAAACACCAACAAAUAAUAUCACAUACUUAUCAUGGAACCCUAAUGAGACAUGUCUUAUAGUAGUGGAUAAAUUAGAACAUAUAUUUGCACUAAAUUUUCAAGUUGUUAUUACUAAUGAGUGUCCAAAAUUUAAAUUUAUCACAUUAAGAAAAGCACAUUUGAAUGAUCCUGUUCCAAACUCUGUUUAUGUGGGUUGGGGCUCGCAUAACACUCAAUUUAAAGGGUCAAAAAAAAUACAGGAACAAACUGUCAUAGAAAAUCCACAAGAAUACAGUUUUCCGAAAGUUUCAUGGAGGGGUAAUGGAGAACAAUUUGUAAUAAACUUUUGGAGAGAGUCAAAAAGAUUUUUGAAAGUGUUUGACAGUAAUUUGAACCCCUUAUAUCAGUCUGAUGUAUAUCCAAAUUUGUUACCUAUAACAUCGUUUAAAGGACAGGGUAACUUUAUAGCGUGUGCUUCUGAAUAUAAUGAAUUUAACAAAAUAGUUAUUUUUGAAAAGAAUUGUCUUGUAAAGUCUGAGUUUUUAGCAAAACAUAUUAAGGGAAAAAUAAAGGAUUUACAAUACCAUCCUGAUCUGCAUAUCUUAUCUAUUUUUAGUGAAUGUACAGAGAAUAUCGGGUAUCUUAGUGUUUAUUUAUAUUCGAAUGGACAUUGGUAUCUCAAGCAACAAUUAAAUUAUACACAUGAUAAACAAUUAAUAUCAUUUUAUUGGACAAAUUGUUAUGAUAAAAACUAUUGUAAUUUGAUUGUUUUGACCAGUGUUGAUAUUGAGCAACAUUUUUUUAAACUAAUUUUUGAUAGAUCUUUAGAAUCUGGUCUUAUAGCUUCUAUCGAUGGAGAUAAAAUUAAUUUUACAAAUAUUUCAGAACAAAUCAUCCCUCCUCCUAUGUCAUCUUUUGUCUUAUCUUUUGACGAAAUAGUAAACAGAGUUAUUUUUAAUGAUGGGGCUUUGAAUACCUGUCAUAUAAUUUUAUCAAAUAAUUCUAUAAAAAGUUAUUUAAUAAAAAAUUGUCAUUUAGAGGAAUUUGCUGAAGGCUCUAGUUUAUUUUCAUCGUUAAAUAAUGCUUUUAAGCACUCGUCAGAUUCUAUAAGCCUAUAUUCUAAGGAAAUCUCUAUUAAUAAUGCUUCUUAUAAUUUUUCUUUAGAUACAAAUAAUGAUUUGAUAGUAGAUGGAAAUAUAAUUUGUAACAAUGUCUAUUCAAUGAUUAUAUUUAGGAACUAUUUAUUGUUUACACAUGCUUCAAGCAAACUAUACUGUAUUAGACUGAAUUUAAAAAAUAUUUCGGCAUCUAAGUGGGAUUUAAAGAAUUUUUAUUCAAGGGAAGUUGAACAAGGUGCUAAAAUUCUUAGUAUAACAAACACCUUUGACAUAGUAUUAAUUUUACCUAGAGGAAAUUUAGAAACGAUAACGUGCCGCUUAAUUGCUAUUGAUAUAAUUGAAAAAUUAUUAGAAGCUAAUAGAUGGGAUGAGACUGUUAAAGAGAUGAGAAAACAAAGGCUAAAUUGGAAUUUGUUAAUUGACUUAAAUCCAGAACGAUUUUGUAAUCAUAUUGAUAAAUUUAUAGAGGCUGCUAGCACAAUUUCAGUUUUAAACUCAAUAGUUUCUGAAUUUUCCUCUGAAAAUUGCCUUAAAACUAUGUAUUCUGAAUGUUUAAAUAGCGAAAAAGGGUUCUCAGACAUUGACAAAAAACAAGUGAUAUCAAAAAUCCUUGAUAAAAUAAUAACUCUAAAUCCUAUAAAAAACUUAAUCAGCGUUGUCAUGCUUCAAAUAAAACAUUUUUCUUUAAAAUCAGCUCUAUAUUCUGUAUGCCAGGUUUACCAAAUUGGGGAUAUGGAAAUUUGUAAAAAAUCAGUCAAUCAAAUAUUACUUCAUCAUCAUGUUAAAGACGUUGUUAACGAAUCUUACUGUCUUUAUAAUUUAGGGUUUUUGAGUUUUAUUUAUACUUGUUGUUCUGAAGAUCCUCGUGUUUUUGAACCGGAAAUAGAGCAACUUAAAGACCUUGACGAGAUACAUUUAAGAUUUAAAAUGAAUGAACUAGGUAAAAAAUUUUCAACUGCUACUAAAUACCUAGUAAGAUGUUCAAAUUAUGACUCAAUAUUUAUCAGAAGUUUUAUUACAAAACAUGUUACACAGCAUAUAGCUUAUCAAAGUCUAACACCUAAGCAUGCGAAUUUUAAAUUAGCCUCUGAGCUUUUUGCUACAUUUUUAUCAAUGAGAUCUAAACAUAAUGAGGCUGGGUUUGUCUUAGAAAGGGCGGGAUUAUUACAAGAAUCGUUAAAUCACUAUCAAAAAGCUCUUAAUUGGCAAAGACUAUUAAUUUUGUUUCAAAACUUAAAUUUGGAUCAGGAUUCUAGAAAAGAUAUUUUGUUAAAUGUUGCAAAUAAUUUAGUCUCUCAAAAGAGACUAGAAGAAGCAGUUAUAAUAUAUGAGUACUACUGUGAUGAAAGAAACAAAGCUAUUGAAGUAUUGACUCAAGAACGAAAAUUUUUACAGGCGAUGGCCCUAGCUAAAAAAUAUAACUAUAAGGAGGUUAUCGAGAAUGUAAUAAUUCCUUCAAUCAUAACAUACAGAGAAGACUUGUUGGAUAGAAUAACAGAGCUAGGAGAUAAAUUUUCCGAAUAUUCAGCAAGAUUACAGUCUCUCAGAGAAAAGAAAAUAUAUAAAUUAAAACAAAGAGGUUUAGAGGUUGAUGGAUUCAUUGACAAUGACGAUCUUCAUAGUGAAUAUGGCAGUAUUAUUUCAAGAGAUUCAUCCUUAAGGUCUAGCAGUUCUAGUUUGGGGUCAACCCAGUCUUCUAGAAAUCGUCGCAAGCAAGAAAAGAAAAAAAUCGAUUUAAGAGAAGGCGGCGUUUUUGAGGAUAUCGCUCUUAUAAGACAGUUAUAUCUUUUGAUUGUUGAUAUUUUUGGUUGUGGGCAAGAAGUUAAAGAUAUUUCUUCGAUUUUGACGGACGAAGAAAGUUUUGGCUACGCCAAAUUACUGAAUGAAAAAUUAAAAAAUAUUCAGGAUCAAGUAAUUUUAGAAAUUCCAAAAAUUUGGUGUGAUACAUUUUUAAAUGCUAAUGAAUCUCCAGAGCCCGAUGUUUUAGGCAUUAUUCAGAAUAGGUCUGAAUUAGAUAUCCAAUUCAGGAGUCCACCUUCGUCAGAAUUAUUGACUAGGAACUGGAGCACGCUUAUAUUUUCCUAAAGAGUUAUUUUUUAUGUACAUAAAUAAUAUAUUUUAUCGAUUUGGAUUUAUCGUUUAUAUUAAAAAAAUUGUUUUUAAUAUAAA
Molecule: messenger RNA, 3691 nt
Organism: Sitophilus oryzae (rice weevil)
Lineage: Eukaryota; Metazoa; Arthropoda; Insecta; Coleoptera; Curculionidae
Gene: Elp1
Product: putative elongator complex protein 1
Exons: 5
Coding region: 140-3607 (1155 amino acids)
Biological process (GO): tRNA wobble base 5-methoxycarbonylmethyl-2-thiouridinylation
Cellular component (GO): elongator holoenzyme complex; cytosol
Molecular function (GO): tRNA binding; protein binding
Source: RefSeq, a predicted model, not a curated record